Molecule: messenger RNA, 250 nt
Organism: Dentiscutata heterogama
Lineage: Eukaryota; Fungi; Glomeromycota; Glomeromycetes; Diversisporales; Gigasporaceae
Source: the annotation of a GenBank genome assembly
CUCAUCUGAAAUAAUUGCAGAUUAUAAUAAUACUUACAAAGUCAAUUGGACUGAAGUUAACAAAUAUAUAAACUAUUAUAUUGGAGAAAAGGUUCUUCACCUAUAUGAUAAAGAGAAUAAAUUUACAUUAUUCUAUCCAAUACAACAUGAUGAAUUUAACAUUAAGGAUUAUAAUUCCAUUAUAGCAGUUGUUGAACAAUUUGAAAUGGAGAAGCUUGGGAUCUUUUUAAAGAACUUUAAGGCAUGUUAA